AUGCUGUACCGGCGCGGCCGUUUCCCUUACCGGCGUGGCAGCAAAGAGAAGAUCCAGGCAGCUGUUUUCUCAGCUCCCCUUGUUCUGCAUCAGCAGGAGCAGCAGCAACUGCUAGCCAUCGCCGUCGCACGCCCUUCUGCCGCAGCACCACCAUCCCUUGAAGCAGCUUCUGCAACAAAAACAUUUCCAGCAGCUGUUCCGUCGCCAGUAUCCUUAGAAGCAACAGCAGCAGCAGCAGCAGCUGUAGUGACACCGGCGGCGCCUGCUGAGACCCUUUAUGCCGACCAUGUCUCGGCAGUGAGGGAUUCUCAAGAGCUCCUAAAGAAUGUGCACUCUCUUGUUGACGUGCAGAUCCCUCCGCCCCCCGCGGCGGAGGCAGGAUCGGCCGCAACAGUUUCUGCUUCUGCUGCUUCUUUGCCUGUCCUGCGGCAGCAGCAAAAGCAGCUAGCUGCGCGCUGUCGUUUGCUGCAGCAGCAGUUUAGGGACCACCAGGAGUCUGUACAUCGCGUUGGCCCAGGUGCUGAGGUAUUUGAUGUGCAGGGAGACCCAAGGCUCCUAUGGCGACAGGGCCUCCCAGAUAUGUGCAGCAGCUUUGCGUUCAGCACAGCUUGCGACAAGUGGCAGCAGCAGCAGCAGCAGCAGAAGCCGCAGUGGCUAGCUGUGGGACUGAACUGCGGGGGUUUGAUGUUGCUGGGGGGCCGCGACGGCUCUCUCGUUGCAUGCAGGAGGAAACACACAGACUUCAGCAGCAGCAGCAACGGCACCAACAUCAGCAGCAACAGCAGCAGCAGCAGUAACAGCAAUGACAGCAGCAGCGGAGAGGGGGAGGCACCGGGUUGCAGGCAAGCCACUGCACAGCAGCAGCAGCACGAGGAAGCAAGACUUUUCCACGGGUCCUCUCAACUUCUGGAAGAGCCUCUCCAGCAGCAGCAGCAGCAAGAGCUUGCUCCGCAGCACGCGUGCCUGAAGCUGCGGCUGAAGCGGCAGUGGCAGCAGCAGCGGCAGCAAGAGGCACAGCUGCGGCUGCUGGCCACUAAAGCUGAAGUUCGCGAAAUGCUGCAGCGCGUUUUGCUGCAAAUGGAGUGGCUCGAGCUGCAGCGGCAGCAGGCUGCUGCUGCUGCAGCAGCAGUUGUGGCGCUGCAGUGGUUCAGCCUUGACAUGCUCCUGCAGCAGGACUCUGCCUUUCUCUCUGUCAUAUCUGCUUCUGCUGCGUUGCAGCCAGAACCCCUCUUCAUUUCUGCUUCUGCUGCUGCAGCAGCGGAGGAGAUCGCUGAUCUUAGCAACAGUGGAAGCAGCAGCCACAGAGACGAGAAUGGCAAUAGGAGCAGCAGCAGCAUGAGCAAGAGCUGCAGCGCUGUGAUGCUGCACCCUGCUGACCCCAAUGGCAGCAGCAAGCGCCCCUUGCAGUGUCUCCUGUCCGCAGAUGCUUCUGGCUGCUGCUGCUGCUCUUUAGACGGGUUGCUGCCGCUUGUCUUCCUGCAGCUGCAGCAGCUACUGCCUCAGGGGGACACCCACUUGCUGAAGCCCCACAUUUCUAAGAUUUACGGCUUAUCUCCACAGCAGCAGCAACAGCAAAAGGAGGAGCUGCAGCAGCAGCAGCAGAAGCAGCAAAACAUGCUGCUGAUGCCCCCAAAAGCCUCUCCUGCAAAGCGCAAAAGAGCACCAACCUACUCCACCCCACACCUGCAAUACCAGAAUAACAGCAGCAGCAGCAACAACAACAACAACAGCAACAGCAGCAACAACGAAGAGGAUGAGGAUUGGAAAAUCAGCGGUUCUUUGGUGCCUCUUCUUGGUGACGUGAGGCCUUCUAAAGACACUCCGUGCAAGCCAGCUGCAGCAGCCACACCAACACCAACACUAGCCGCAGUCUCAGCACCAACAGCAGCAAUAGUUGCUGCGGCAACGGCUGACGCAGCAGCUGCUUCCCACUGCAGCAAUGCGCCUGCCAUCUCAAGGCGAGGCCUUGUCUCCUCGUUGCCGCCAAGUCGAGUAUCUGCAUCUGGUGAAGGGCCCUCCACCUGUUCUGAGAGUGCAGCAGCAGGAGCAGCAGGGAAAAAGCAUAAAGAAGAAGCAUCAAAGCAGCAAACGUCUACUACUUCCGCCCCGUUGAGGCAGCUGCUGGAGCAGCACCAUCUGCAUGUGCGGACAGUGUGUUUGAGCCCGUCACUGGACUGUCUUGCCUUUCUUUUGGCACCUUCGGACUCAGUACUUGCCAGUGCUGGAAGUGCAGCAGCAGCAGCAGGUGCUGCUGCUGCUGCUACAGGAAACUGCCGCUCAGAGCAUCCAAACAAGGGUUCUGUGGGCGGAAACGCCCACGAAUGUAAAGGGCCCCUGGAGGUCACUCCGCCUCCGCAGGCAGUAGAAAAAGGAGAAGCAGCUUCAACAGGGGCAGCAGGAGCAGCCGCAACAGCAGCAACGAUGCCGAAACGGGUUGUGGCAGAGCAACAGCAGCAGCAGCAGCAGCCGCCGCUGCUGCAGCGUGAUGGCUUCCUAGUGCUCGCAUGGCUUCCACAGCUUCCGGUGAUAUUGCAGAACGUCGCUGCUGCGCUGCUGCUGAUGGAGGCAGCAGAGAACGACCUAGCGUUCGCAGCAGCGGCACUGCAGCAAGUCAAAGGCUUGUGGACUGCUGGUGCUGCUGUUGCUUCAGCUGCUGAUCCUGCUGCUGCUGCCGCUGUUGCUGCUGCUGCUAGGGAAUCAAGCUCCCCAACAAUACAGCAUGCUGCCGCAGAAAGCCAGCAGAGCGCUUCGUCAGCUGCUUCAGCCAGUUGCCCUUCACUUCAGGAAAGGGCAGCAGGUGCAGCAGUAGCAGCAACUACAGUAGCCCCUGCUGCUGAUGCUGCUGCUUUCGCUGCUGCUGCUGCUGCACCUUCCAGUUUCACCACGGUCGAAAUAAGCACGCCUGCCACGGAUUCGUCUUGCAUGGAGCAGGAAGUGCAGGAGCAGCAGCACCAUCAGCAACAGCAGCAAGGGCAAAUGCAAGUGCCAGCACUAAGCAGCAGUACAUACAGAAUCCGCAGCGACGCAUCGGAGGCCUUCAUUCCGCUAAUGCCUGAGCACCUCCAGAAUUUGGCAGCGAUCGUGCAACAGACGGUUCAUCCUGCUAUUUCUCGAGCCAUGGUGCUGGCAGAGCAAGCAGCAGCAGCAGCUGCUGCCGUUGCUGCUGCCGUUGGUGCAUCGCCUGCUGCUGAUGCUGCGGCUACCACUGUGUCUUUGUCUCCCAAUCCUGAACAAUCGCCUACUGCCCCAGAAGCAAGCCUUGACUUCAACGAGCCAAAGGCAGCAGCACGAGCAACAGCAACAGCAACGGCAAAGGCGACUGCUGCAGCAACGACGGCAGCAACAGCAUCGGCAGCAACGACUUCAGCAGCAUCAACAGCAACGGCAACAACAGCAGCAAGAGCAGCAUGCGCUGUGCGCCGGAUGUCGGCAGAUCUCUUGGCUGUCAGUGACUCCGUGUGUGAGCUUGCUGCAGAGCUGGACUCCACAGCAGCAUGCACCGAGUUGCUUCUGUCAGAUACAUCUGAGCUCAGCGCUGCGAGCGUCGCUUCGCUGCGGCGGAGGCACCGCAAGGCAGAGCAUCAAAUUGACUUCCUUUUAAAGCGCUGCAGAGAGGCGCGUGUAGUAGCGCAAAAUUUCAGGCGGCAGAUGACGGGAGGUUUCUGGUUGGGUGAAGGCGCUAGGGUUGCUGCAUUGCAGCUGCCUGGCUUUGCUGCUGCUGCACCGGCUCAGCUGCUGCCAGCCUCUUCUUCUGAUCUUGCGGACGCUGCUACAGGUCAUCAGCAGAAAAGGGAGCACCAAUCUCUCAUCACUCCCAAGGCAGCCGGCGGCUUUGCUGUUUGGUGGGCCUCACGCGACGCCAAAUCAGCAGUAGCAGCAGUAACAAGAGCGCCUUCAGCAGCCGCAACAGACUCCAUCUAUACAGACCCUGCGUGUCUGUGCCGCUGCUGCAUCCGCACUUCUGCUGCUAUUUCUGAGGCAGCAGCAGGAGCGAGCACCAGCAGCAGGAGCAGCAGCGCCGUAACAUUCCCCGCAGCGUGGAUAGACAGCUGGCUGCUCUCUUUCAGCCCACAAGACAGCAGCAGCAACCCCCAGCCGCAGAGUCUGUUUCGCUCGGGGGAACCUCAGGAGGCCCCCCUAGAGGGGGCCCCCCUGACAGUUGGCAGCUCGGAGCUCCAAGACAUUUCGGCUAUCAGCCCCACAGAGGUUUGUGCUGCAGUCACGUGCGGCGGUGAGCCAACGCUGCUGCUGCUGCAGCAACCGGAGCAGCAACGCCAGAGGCAACGGCAGGAGCUGUGUGCGGUCGUCAGGAAGCUGCAGGGCUUCUCGGGAACUUGGGGUAGCACGCCAACGGACUUGCAGCUGUUUACUGAGUAUCAAUCUCGGAAGGCCGCUGUCACUUCGGCUUCCUUGGGUCGGUUCUGCUUUGUGCUGCUCGAGGAGCCAGAGAGGAGCUGCACCAACAUCUAG
Molecule: messenger RNA, 4470 nt
Organism: Eimeria necatrix
Lineage: Eukaryota; Apicomplexa; Conoidasida; Eucoccidiorida; Eimeriidae
Exons: 9
Coding region: 1-4470 (1489 amino acids)
Source: RefSeq, a predicted model, not a curated record